UUCUCCACACAUAACUCUAACCGUUUUUUUUAAGUUUCUCUCAAUCUCUCUCAAAAAUCUCAGAUUCGGUAACAAUGUCGUCGACGAACGGAGUUGUUCGUAGCUGUUUAGGUUCAAUGGACGACAUCCGAAAAGUCUUCCAACGAUUCGACAAAAACGGCGACGGGAAAAUCUCAGUCGACGAGCUCAAAGAAGUGAUCCGCGCUCUCUCACCAACAGCGUCACCGGAAGAGACGGUAACGAUGAUGAAACAGUUCGAUCUCGACGGUAACGGAUUCAUAGAUCUGGACGAGUUCGUCGCUUUGUUCCAAAUCGGGAUCGGAGCCGGAGGUGGAGGUAAUAAUAAUCGGAACGAUGUUAGCGAUUUGAAGGAAGCGUUUGAGUUGUAUGAUCUUGAUGGUAACGGGAGGAUCUCGGCGAAAGAGCUUCACUCGGUGAUGAAGAAUCUGGGAGAGAAGUGUUCUGUUCAGGAUUGUAAGAAGAUGAUUAGUAAAGUUGAUACUGAUGGUGAUGGUUGUGUUAAUUUCGAUGAGUUUAAGAAGAUGAUGAGUCAUGGUGGAGCUUGAAUAUUUCGUAUUAUUAGCGAAUUUAAUUUUUUAGGUUUUGUAAUUAGGAGAUUAAGAUCUCUCUGGGUUAGUGACGGCGAUUAGGUUUUUUAUUUGUGUUUUUGCUAUAAAAAAACCCUAGAAAUUAAAAAAGGCAAAAUUCUCUAAAGGUCCAGAAGUUUCCAUUUCUUUUUUCUCUUUGUUUGUGGUGAUUGAUGAUGAUGAUCUUUGAUUAUUAACUACAGUAUAAGGCUGUUUCUAUC
Molecule: messenger RNA, 808 nt
Organism: Camelina sativa (false flax)
Lineage: Eukaryota; Viridiplantae; Streptophyta; Magnoliopsida; Brassicales; Brassicaceae
Product: calcium-binding protein CML24
Molecular function (GO): calcium ion binding
Source: RefSeq, a predicted model, not a curated record